AUGUCCUUUGUGGGCGUAUUCUUCCCAUUCCACCGCCCGCACCAUGGAACAGACUUUGCCCAGCAGUGCCGUCAGGUCGACCCUCUCUUCCCAGGCCAGAAAAGCCCCGCUCUGGACUCGAUGGAUGAGUACCUCGCCUCCCCCCAGUUCCUCAACGCCAGCGUGCCCCGUCUGGCCGGCGCCGUGCAGAUCCCGACGCAGUCGUAUGACACCAUGGGCGCCAUCGGCGAUGACGCGCGCUGGGACGUCUUCUACGACCUCGCGCAGUAUCUGGAGCAGACGUUCCCGCUUGUCUACAGCACGCUGCAGCUGGAAAAGGUCAACACCCACGGGCUGCUGUACACCUGGGAGGGCUCGGACGCGAGCCUGAAGCCGACCGUGUUCAUGGCGCACCAGGAUACCGUCCCUGUCGAGCUGUCCACCAUUGAGCAGUGGACGCAUCCACCAUGGAGCGGCGAAUUUGACGGCAGCUUUCUGUGGGGGCGUGGUUCCUCUGACUGCAAGAACAACCUCAUCGGGAUCCUGGAAGCGGUCGAGUUGUUGAUUGACGCUGGGUUCAAGCCCAAGAGGUCCCUGGUGCUGUCGUUUGGCUUCGAUGAGGAGAUCUCGGGUGCCCAAGGCGCUGGUCAUCUCGCGGAGGCCAUUCUGGCCAAAUAUGGCAAAGACGGAGCGGCUAUCAUUGUCGACGAGGGUUCAGGUCUGAUGAAACAGUUUGGAACCGUUUUCUCCUUGCCUGCAGUUGCAGAGAAAGGGUAUAUUGACGUUGAUGUCAUCGUCCGAAUGCCCGGCGGCCAUUCCUCCGUGCCCCCGAAACACAACGGCAUCGGUGUCAUGGGCGAACUCAUCACGCAUCUCGAGGCCAAUAUUUAUGAGCCUCGUAUCUAUGAUGAGAAUCCCACGCUGGGUCUGCUGCAGUGUGGUGCUGCGUUCGCGCCGGAUUUCCCACACAAGCUGAAGAAAGAGCUGCGGCAUCGCAUUUCCGGCGAUGCUGCCGUGUGCCACAAGAAGGACAGGCUGGCGCUGGAGGCGGCCAAGAUCUCAGACCCGUUCAAGUACUUGUUCACGACGUCCCAGGCGGCAGAUCUCAUUGGCGGCGGUGCUAAGAUCAACGCCCUGCCUGAGCGGACUGUGCUCACCGUCAACCACCGCGUCAAUGUCGGCGGCCAUACUUCGGAUGUCAAGGCGCAUAUCACCGAGAUUGCAGCGCAUGUGGCCAAGAAGUUCAAUCUCACUCUGCAUGCCUUCCCAGAGGGCGAAGGAGAGACGCCCAGCUCUAUCACGCUCAAGGUUGCGUUCCACUCGACUCUUGAGCCGGCACCUGUUUCUCCCUUCACCUAUGAUGGCGAGACAAAUGCUUGGUCCAUCUUGUCGGGCACCACGCGCGCUCUCUAUGGAGAGGAUUUGAUCAUGGCACCGGCAUUGUCGACUGGCAACACAGAUACGAAGUAUUACUGGGACCUGACAAACAACAUCUACCGAUACGGCCCCGGUUAUGAUGAGGAGCAGGAUGCUGGCCUCGGUGGUAUUCACACCGUGGACGAGCGAGUCAGCAUGCGGGCACACGUCAAGGGCGUGCAGUGGUAUAGUAUGUUCGUGAGGAACAUGGACGAGGCUGACCUGUAA
Messenger RNA from Cryphonectria parasitica EP155, 1623 nucleotides. Its product is annotated as carboxypeptidase S. Gene Ontology annotation, molecular function: metallocarboxypeptidase activity. The transcript is spliced from 2 exons. NCBI's taxonomy places the organism in Eukaryota, Fungi, Ascomycota, Sordariomycetes, Diaporthales, Cryphonectriaceae. Gene Ontology annotation, cellular component: fungal-type vacuole lumen. The record is from RefSeq and is a predicted model, not a curated record. Bases 1 to 1623 code for a protein of 540 amino acids.